This is a messenger RNA of Penicillium brasilianum, 866 nucleotides long. The record is from the annotation of a GenBank genome assembly. Lineage: Eukaryota; Fungi; Ascomycota; Eurotiomycetes; Eurotiales; Aspergillaceae.
GCACGAAUGAAUCAUCGAGGCUCACAACUUGCUGCGAUUGUCAUAUGCUUUCUUAUCCUUGCAGUCACUGCGGUUGCUCUCCGUUGCUAUGUGCGGCUCAGAUUAACAAAAGGAUUUGGGGCGGAUGAUGCAUUAUCAGUGGCCACCUUGAUAAUAUUCAUGCUAGGCUCAGCUUGUCUCCUCGUUGGCGUUGGCAUCGGUGGUUUCGGGCACAGAUGGAUGGAUAUCUCUCAACCAAAGCUUAUUCUCACCUUGAAGUCAAGCUAUCUAUAAGCUUGUUCCUCCUCCGGUUCACUAUCGAACGCAAAUAUACUUGGACUCUAUAUGUUGUCCUUGCCACAGUUCUCAGCUACAGUGUAUUUUUGCUAUUCUACGCGCUGUUUCAGUGUAGACCGGUGUCCGCAUUCUGGACCAACUCAGGAUAUUGCAACAGAGCUGGGACGGUCAAGGUCACGUAUGCACACUCCGCCAUCAUCAGCGCAUCCGAUUGGACGCUCAUCAUCGUACCUAUAUUCAUGGUCUAUCAUCUUAAUCUUGGGUUCCGUACCAAGAUAUAUCUUGGGGGCAUCCUGGCUCUCGGCUCCUGUGCCAGCAUUGCCACUAUGGCAAGAUUUGCUUAUAUCCAUGACCUCAUUGAUCCUAGAAACCUCCUUUUCAGUACGGGGCUUAUUAUUACAUCACAUCUUGAGAUCGGAGUGGCUCUUACUGCUUCCUCAGCGGCUACUCUUCGACCACUUCUUGUCCGUUUGGGAGUCCAUUCAAGACAUGGUCAAAGCCAGCUAUCAGAUCAGCGUCACCUCGACGGGGGCGACAAUGCAAGGCGGCAUCCCUCCCCCGAACAGUCUGACCUCAACCUGGGGGAAUAA